CAAGGGGGAAACGAGGGGCGCACGCACACACGCACGCACACGCACGCACACAGAGCAGGGUUAUGCCGAGGCGGAGAGCGGCGUCAUGACGCUGGACAACAUGCCGGAGGAGUCGGCCGCUCUCCCGGCGCACCUGUCGGUGGAUCGAUACGAGCGCGGCGGCGCGGGAUGCUGCGAGCGGCUGGUCAUCAACAUCUCCGGACUGCGCUUCGAGACCCAGCUGAAAACUUUGAACCAGUUCCCCAACACGCUCCUGGGGGACCCCAGGAAGAGGAUGCGCUACUUUGACCCGCUGAGGAACGAGUACUUCUUCGACAGAAACCGACCCAGCUUCGACGCCAUCCUGUAUUACUACCAGUCCGGGGGUCGCAUACGGAGACCCGUCAACGUGCCCAUCGACGUCUUCUCCGAGGAGAUCCGGUUCUACCAGCUCGGGGAGGAGGCGAUGGAGAAAUUCCGCGAGGACGAAGGCUUCAUCAAGGAAGAGGAGCGUCUACUGCCCAGCAAUGACUUCCAGAAGCAGGUCUGGCUCUUGUUUGAGUACCCGGAAAGCUCCGGGCCGGCCAGGGGGAUCGCGAUUGUGUCGGUGCUCGUUAUUUUGAUAUCGAUCGUCAUAUUCUGCCUGGAGACUUUACCCGAGUUCCGAGACGACAGGGAGCACGCCACGGUGGCGCCCGUCACCAACGGCACGACCCCCCUGCACGUCCCGGGUCCAUUCACGGACCCCUUCUUCGUGAUAGAGACCCUGUGCAUCAUAUGGUUCUCCUUCGAGCUGCUCGUCAGGUUUUUCGCCUGCCCGAGCAAAACUUUGUUCUCCAAGAACAUCAUGAACGUCAUCGACAUCGUCGCUAUCAUCCCCUACUUCAUCACCCUGGGCACCGAGCUGGCCGAGAGACAAACCAACGGCGGACAGCAGGCCAUGUCUCUGGCCAUACUCCGGGUGAUAAGGCUGGUGAGGGUGUUCCGCAUCUUCAAGCUGUCGCGCCACUCCAAGGGACUCCAGAUCCUGGGGCAGACCCUCAAGGCGAGCAUGAGGGAGCUGGGCUUGCUGAUAUUCUUCCUCUUCAUCGGGGUCAUCCUGUUCUCCAGCGCGGUGUACUUCGCCGAGGCCGACGACCCGUCGUCCAGCUUCAGCAGCAUCCCCGACGCGUUUUGGUGGGCGGUGGUCACCAUGACUACCGUGGGGUACGGGGACAUGCAUCCGGUGACCAUCGGGGGGAAGGUGGUGGGGUCUCUGUGCGCCAUCGCGGGCGUGCUGACCAUCGCCUUGCCCGUGCCGGUGAUCGUCUCCAACUUCAACUAUUUCUACCACCGCGAGACGGACGGGGAGGAGCACACGCAGUACCUGCACGUCAGCAGCUGCGAGCAUCUGCCCUCCGACGAGGAGCUGAAGCGGACGUGCAGCUCCUCGUCCCUCAGCAGGUCGGAGUACAUGGCGAUGGAGGAGGGCAUCCACAGCGCGUUCAGGCAGGCCAACUUCUCCAGCGAGAGCAGCCAGAACUGCGUCAACAUCAAAAAGAUCUUCACGGACGUGUAGAUGAAACCCCUC
Messenger RNA from Lampris incognitus (smalleye Pacific opah), 1549 nucleotides. It is a transcript of the gene kcna3a, whose product is annotated as potassium voltage-gated channel, shaker-related subfamily, member 3a. NCBI's taxonomy places the organism in Eukaryota, Metazoa, Chordata, Actinopteri, Lampriformes, Lampridae. The record is from RefSeq and is a predicted model, not a curated record. The coding region runs from base 86 to 1537 and encodes 483 amino acids. The transcript has a single exon. Gene Ontology annotation, molecular function: delayed rectifier potassium channel activity; protein binding. Gene Ontology annotation, cellular component: membrane; voltage-gated potassium channel complex. Gene Ontology annotation, biological process: potassium ion transmembrane transport; protein homooligomerization.